ACUUGUGCCGGCGCUUGAACCCGGCCAAUGUCUGCCGAGUUCAUCAGCCAGCUGCGUCGAUAUGCACAGGAUGCGGUGCAUUCCGUGAGGGCUGAGCUGGUGGAAAGUUUGGCGCAACAUACCGGGAACUUUGCCAAUGGACCACUGGUAUUAGAUGUGGCCUUACCAGGGGCUGCCUAUUUUUCGGUGGCAGCUGGUGGCCUUGCGGAUGUCUUGCAUUUCAUGGGAGACCAUGUACAUGUGGAUCGAUUUAUAGGAGCCAGUGGUGGGGCUUGUAGUCUCUUUCUGAUCCUGGCAAAUGAGAGAUCUCAGAGAUCUAUGUCUGGUACAGGGCCUUGCCCUGAUGCAGAAGAGCUCCUUCGCUCGUAUCUGAUGUAUGGAGAAUCAGAGGGUACAGGCAACUGGCAAAGAUCGUGGAAUGCAUGUCGACAAGUGUUCAGCGGAGUGUCGAACUUUUGGGAGAAGAGAUACGAAGAACUUCUGCAAGAUGAAAGGGCAUGGACUGCAGUUCGGCAUCGUGCCUUUUGUGCUGUUUCAGCACGGCCCAUCCGGCAGAACCUGUUUGGCGCUCCAAGCGAGUCGGAGAGUCUCUUCCAUUGCAAGACGGACAACUACAUCAUGCAUUCCUUUUCGAACCGCCAUGAGGCCGUUCAGUCUUUUGUGGCCACCGGUGAAGCUACCAUCAAGGGAUUUGCAAGUGGCAUUCCCAUCACAGCUGAAGCGACCUGGGAUCCCAUCAAUCAGGAUGACGGGACCAGUGUGCCGGUGGCUUCAACAGCCCGCCAGCGGGUGAAGCUACCAUCCAGCUUCUGCGAUGGGGGCCAUCCAGUUGCCUUUGACUCCUUUCUUUGCCCAGAAAAUGCCGCGGAGCGGCAGCGGAACUUCCUACUUUACUAUGCCACCUGGUUCGAGAAUGCCUCAGAUUGCCUCCUCUGUAGCCCUGAGAGCAUUGAACGACUCUACAAGCGUGGAGUGGAUCGCACCAUUUCUUGCUUGCUCAGCCCAUCCUUCAUGUCCCCAGCUGCCUUGAGUUCUGAUCCACAGAAGGACGGUAUGAGAGUGAUGUAGGAAGUCACUAGAGCCCUUUGAUUUUGCAUUUUCAGUAAGGACUCUUGACUCGAAUUUCCAAGUUGAAUGCCCACUGGAAUUAGUUUUUAGGACCCUAUUCCGUGUCGUGGCUGGAGGACCGGAUGAUCAUCAUCGCCUCAGAUUCAAAUCUGGAGGAGGAGUUGGGAAAGGUAGGAAAGUCUGGUGUUCUCACAGGUGGAACCUUUGUGGAUCUCACACGCAAGGAGCUACGGCAACAGGCCAAGCUCAAUGGUGCGCAGUGUGGUGCCAAGUUUGCAAGCAACGAAGCGCUAAAAUCGGUGUCUUAUCCCAUCCAGGCUUUGGCCAAGUCUUCCAAGACUUUGCCGGCAAUGCUGGGAUGUCUGUGGAGUGGGAAAGCCAUUACCCGCUUGCAGUGGGCUGCUGCAUUUGGCAUUACGCUGGGAACAGCUGGCUUCUCCAUGGGAGGCAAAAAAGGAAGCGACAUCGAGGCAAAACCCCUCGGCGUGCUUCUCUUGAUUGUCUCGUUGCUAUGCGAUGGUACAGUGUCGGCAGCGCAGCAAGGGAUGCGUAAUCAGAAGGAGAAACUCUCCCCGUAUGAACAAAUGUUUAUGACGAAUGUGGGAGCAGCAAUGAUUCUCCUUCCAGUGGCCUUUGUCUCUGGUCAGCUGCAAGCAGGAAUCGGCUUCCUGAUGGAAAACAUCACAAUUUUAGAUGAGAUUGCCAUCUUCGCACUUUGCUCAGCCUUUGGGCAGGUCUUCAUUUUCCUGACGAUCGCGUGGUUUGGCCCAGACACCAACGCAAAGAUCACCACGGUUCGAAAAAUGGCAACUGUACUUAUUUCGAUCGUCUGGUUUGGUCAUACCAUUGGUACCACCCAGUGGGCCUUCGUUGGCGUUGUCUUUGCAUCUGUCUUUGCAGAGAUCAGCGAAAAGCUGUCGCGCGCCAGCAAUUGGAAGACUGACGAACCUGCCAGCACAGAUGAGCUGUUGCAGUUGUCGCAAUCUGGACCGUCUCCAUGGCAUUCCAUGAUGCCAAGGCUAACGAACGGCAAGAAGGAGAAUGGCAAGAAGUCCCGAGUCUCUCAGAUCGGAGAAGAGCAGAGGAGACCUGUUUUGCCUGUUUUGCCUGUCCACAUGAGCAGCAAUUUUCUUGCUACCAGUGCCUGUGCUCCAAGCCUGCCUGCACGACCAGUGGGCACCCCACAGAAACGACACUUAGCAGCACGAGGUCAUGCUGCGCAAAGAGCACCAGUGGUCGUGCUGGGUGGUGGUGCAGCUGGAAUGAUGGCUGCCAUGACUGCAGGGCGGCGGGGUCGUCCCGUGACUCUCUUGGAGAAGAACAGUGAGUUGGGGAAGAAGAUCAGGAUCAGUGGUGGGGGUCGCUGCAACUUCACCAACAUCUCGGAGAAACUUGACAGAGCCUACCAUUCCUCACCGGUGAUUGAUGAGGAUUUUGCACAGUCCGAUGGCAGCUUCUUCCAGAAGGCCUUUCGUCGAUAUCCUCCGGAAAAGUUCAUUGCCUUGGUGGAGUCCCACGGCAUCAAGUACCAUGAAAAGAAGCUGGGACAACUCUUCUGCAACAAAUCCGCGCGGCAGAUUGUGGACAUGCUUCAGCAGGAGUGUUUGGCUGCAUCAGUGGAACUGUGCACUGAAGCUGAGUGUUUGACGGUGGCUGCAGUGGAUGGUCCUCGUGCUGCUCGCUAUCGGAUUGAAUAUUUGAAGGAUGACAAGAAGAAAGAGAUCUAUGCUGAGGCUGUGCUGGUGGCUUCUGGUGGAUUGAGCUAUGCCAGAAGUUGUGGUGCUACUGACCUGGCUCAUCGCAUUGCUGACUCCUUCAACCUCAAGGUGACAGGCGUAAGACCAGGACUUGUACCACUCUUGCUUCCCUCCGACGCAUGGACCAGGAGCCUCACAGGUGUUUCUCUGGAGGUAGCUGCCUGCAUGGGAAGCACCGUCUUUGUGGAGCGCAUCCUGUUCACACACAAGGGCAUCAGUGGUCCAGCGGUGCUUCAGGCUUCAUCCUACUGGGAACACCAUGCCGAUGCCCACAAACCAUUGGUCUUGGAUGUGCUGCCUUACCUGAAAGAGGAGGAAGUGUUGGAGUGGCUCCAGCGGCGUGCAGAGAGCUGUCGGAAACGUCAGAGUCGCCGUCCCAUGCCGGCCAGUGAGGAACUCGCCCGGAAGCUGCCUCGACGCUUUGCCGACGGCUUCUGGAAGAACGAGGCCAGCAAACACCUUGGAGUGCGCCCCAGAUCUGGCCUGGAGGACUUGGAGUCUUCGGCCUUGCAGCGAUUGGCAUCGCUUCUGAAGCGCUGGGAGGUGAAAGUCAUCGGUACCGAGGGAUACCCGAAGGCUGAAGUCACAUGUGGUGGAGUCAGUACGGAGGAGCUUUCCGACGAGACCAUGGAGUGCAAAAGGCAACCAGGACUCUUCUUCAUUGGAGAGGCGGUUGACGUCACAGGAUGGCUGGGAGGUUACAAUUUCCAAUGGGCCUGGGCCUCCGGCUUUGCUGCCGGCGCCGUGUGCUGA
Cladocopium goreaui is the source of this 3578-nucleotide messenger RNA. The record is from the annotation of a GenBank genome assembly. Lineage: Eukaryota; Dinophyceae; Suessiales; Symbiodiniaceae.